AUGGGAGCAUCGAGUCGAGGGACCAUCCUGGCUGCCAUAGACAAUCGAGUCGUAGACGCUAAGUUCAAGCUCCUUGAGAGGAAUCUCGCUAGAGCGGUGGACAGGACGACUAUACAGCGCACAAAGCAGCUGGCUGAUGCGUACUUGGACGA
Perkinsus marinus ATCC 50983 is the source of this 152-nucleotide messenger RNA. RefSeq lists its product as hypothetical. NCBI's taxonomy places the organism in Eukaryota, Perkinsozoa, Perkinsida, Perkinsidae. The record is from RefSeq and is a predicted model, not a curated record. The transcript has a single exon. The annotation marks the transcript as partial.